AUGUUUUCUAUGAAUGAGGAAAAUCUGAGUGAUGCCAGAGCUAAUGAUGGCAUGGUUGGAGUUGGAGAGUUGGAAAUUGUUCCUCAUAUUCAGGAGGAUGAGUUUGAGCAUGAUAAAAUCAGUGAAGAGGGUGAUGAAAUGGAUGAUAGGGAGGAGUUGCCGGCUGUUACAGCAGUUGAACCUCCUGUUGUCAAUUCAGAAUGGGAUGAUGGCAUUGAUAUUAGUCUUCAUCAAGAAUUUGCGACUAGAGAAGAAGUGAGGGAUUUAGUGGACAAAGGUGUGCAUUCCAAUUGUUUUCAGGUUGAUAUAAAGAAGUCGAAUCCUCAGGUUUACAUAUUGAAAUGUCGUGGGGCUGGAUGCAGAUGGUAUUUACGAGCUGCAAAGCUGAAGAACUCUGAUUUUUUCUCUAUCAGAACGUAUAGAAAGAUGCAUACGUGCUCUCGUGGAGAUGUAAGUGUCAUGAAGAAGAAGAAAAGAGGCACGCCAAGCUUGGUCGCAUCAGUGGUGCUCUCUGAUUAUCCCGGUAAAUACAAGACUCCGGAUCCAAAAACUCUCAUAGAUUUGGUGCAGAACAGAAAGACUCUCAUAGAUUUGGUGCAGAACAGACUGGGUGUUAAGAUGAAUCCUGAUACCAUUACACGAUUAGAAGUGGAUGAGAAGAACCAGUUUAAGUAUAUGUUCUUUGCGCUCGGAGCUUGCAUCGAAGGGUUCAAGGCGAUGAGGCAAGUGAUAAUAAUGGAUGGAACUCACCUGAAGGGUGUGUACAGAGGAGUGCUUCUCAUUGCCACUGCUCAGGAUCCAGAUCAUCAUCAUUAUCCCCUUGCUUUUACGGUAGUAGAUGAUGAUCCUCAGCUUGUAUUUUGUACUGAUAGAAACCAAAGCAUCAUCAAGAAAGUACACGAGGUAUACCCAUUGGCGAUCCAUGGAUAUUGCAAUUAUCACUUGUCUAAUAAUGUCAGCGGAGCUUGCAGCAAUGUUAACAAGAAAGGGGUUGCCAAAAAAUUUAGAGAUAUUGCUGGUAUUUACAGUGAGGUGGAGUUCAGAAAAUGCUACAAUGAUUUCAGGAAAAUGUAUCAUCAAGCGGCCGAGUAUCUAGAUAACAGUGUUCAUGACACAAAAUGGGUAUUAUGUAAAUUUCCGGGAGAAAGGUACAACAUAGACACAACCAACACUGUUGAUUCUAUCAAUGGUGCUUUGAAGGAACCAAGGAAAUAUGCGUUGUUGCCAAUGCUUGAUUUGAUCGUGGAAAAGAUAACAGAAUGGUUCAACAAAUACCGUCUAUUAUCUCUACAUGUACCAGAGAGGCAUAUACUAAUCCCACAUGUGCAUGGGAUAUUGCAUCACAUAUAUCCUACGGCUAAAAAGCUGAAGGUGACCGAACUAAAUACAUUUGAAGGUCACUACAAUGUGCUUGGCGAGAAUGGUCAUGGUUAUUUGGUUGAUUUGAGCAACAGAACAUGCUAUUGUAGGUAUUUUGAUAUUGAUCGGUAUCCUUGUGUGCAUGCACUUGCUGCCAUCAUGGCGCGUGGAGAAAUGGCUGAACAUUAUUGUUGUCUUCCCUCCGUAUGUGGAGAAAAAAAAGGAAGACUACAAGUUACUAGAUUCCCGUCUGCCGGAGAAUAUCGGAGGAAGAGAAAGAAGAAGUUUCCACCAUUGAUCGGUGAAAACAAAGAAAGUGGCAGUGAUUGCAGUGGCAGUGAUAGCAAUAGCGGUGGUAGUGACAGCAGUGACAGCAGUGGCAGUAAGAGAAAUGGGGACGAGGGAGGUGAUAACGAAGGAAAUGAUGAAUGA
Brassica oleracea var. oleracea is the source of this 1791-nucleotide messenger RNA. RefSeq lists its product as uncharacterized. NCBI's taxonomy places the organism in Eukaryota, Viridiplantae, Streptophyta, Magnoliopsida, Brassicales, Brassicaceae. Bases 1 to 1791 code for a protein of 596 amino acids. The transcript has 4 exons. Gene Ontology annotation, biological process: DNA transposition. The record is from RefSeq and is a predicted model, not a curated record. Gene Ontology annotation, molecular function: DNA binding; zinc ion binding; transposase activity.